AUGCUGGGUGCGCCAUCCUCAGCAAACCCGAUCACUCUCAUUACCGGCGUCGCUCUCAAUGAGACUGCUCUGCAGUUCUGGCAUUACACACUUUACCACAAUGGCACGCUCUCGAACGGCUCGCACUGCUUUCUCGCGUUCGGCGUCCAUAAGCCCAUCGUGUUCGCGAAUGGGACGUUCACCAACACAACCUCAUGCUACUCGCCUAUAAAUCCCAUCGGGGCUCGAGGCAUCACCGGACUUGUCUUUGGCUCUCUCUUUGCCCUGACGAUUUUAUUCUCGACAAUCAACCUGAGGAAGCAUGGCCGCGCGUACCUGCCCCGAGAAAGAGGGUGGAAACCUGUCGGUAGACGCUGGCCGUGGUAUUGGACCUUGAUCGUGGCAGCUUGCGGCAUCUUGGGCUCUUUUACAGCUGUCGACGUCGACAGAGACUACAUCAUUAACACGCCCAUGAUCCUCCAAAGCUUCUUUCUGACCCUGAUGGUUCCGGUGUUGCUGGCCUGUGUCUGGGAGGCUGUGAGAAGCUGGAGCUCAUUCAACCACCGUCAAUUCCAGGAGGCACAAUCGUAUACGUUUUCGGCUGAUACGUUCCACGACAGGGCCACCUUCUACCUUCCCUUACUCUUCUACGCCUUUGACUGCCUGGUGUUCUUCAUGCUCAUCCCACGAUCUUGGUCAUUUGCUCAGAGGCAACGGUCGCCGGCGCAAGCUCUCGAAUCAGCUAGACCUGCAGCGCUCGAUGCUCGAUUCAAAGCGGCUUCCAUCCUCGCAACAGCCUGUCUUGGACUUGUUGUCUUUCGUUUGGGCUAUGGGAGCAGGACUCACAAGACCAAGAUCCCCGUCACCCUCUUACUAACUAUCAUUGCUGUUGCCUUGCGCACUGCGUACGGGCUUGUAGGAUCUUGGGUAUGGGAACUGUCGCCAUAUCGCCGUGACUUAAGCGUAGGUUUGUUGUACGGACUCGGAUACGCACCCGCUCUCUUCGUACUCGUGUUUCUCAAUAUCCACGGAUACAUAAACGAAAACGAAGACAAGUUAUUGAUAGCUCAGCGCGCAUCAAGGGGCGAAGAAUUGGGCGAAGGGUCUGCUGCUGCCAUGCAACAAUCUCGUCAACACCACAGUCGCAGACCGCCAUCCUGGUGGUUCAGGUCUCGGAAUCGCUUCGUAUCAACAAGUGGUGUGUUCAAAAUGCCUACUUCAUCCCGAAGACCUCCAUUGGAAGAGGUCUCUCAAGCGGUGCACACGAACCGAGCAGAAGAGCAGGACGAAAGUGGAUACGCUUGGUGGCAGCGGCGCAGGCGGGAAGAAGAAGAUGCCAGGCACCUGAAACCAAGACAAAAUGCACACAGUAAUAGGUCGGCCGGCAGCUCGAUGUUGAUAAAAGGCGACACUCUGGGCAUAGUCUCGCAGUUUACAGAGCCCGAAAGUUUGCUGCCACCCCCAAGGUAUCAGAGAGAAACACCGUACGAGUACAGCAAAGACAGUCGGUCACAGCCCGCUUCGUCCACCCACUCCCUUCAGUCGCCGCCUCAGGUGGUCAAGAGUAUGCUUGAUGUUUGA
Messenger RNA from Fonsecaea multimorphosa CBS 102226, 1560 nucleotides. RefSeq lists its product as uncharacterized. NCBI's taxonomy places the organism in Eukaryota, Fungi, Ascomycota, Eurotiomycetes, Chaetothyriales, Herpotrichiellaceae. The coding region runs from base 1 to 1560 and encodes 519 amino acids. The transcript has 2 exons. The record is from RefSeq and is a predicted model, not a curated record.